Messenger RNA from Daldinia caldariorum, 1891 nucleotides. RefSeq names its product GroES-like protein. The record is from RefSeq and is a predicted model, not a curated record. The transcript has a single exon. Bases 152 to 1168 code for a protein of 338 amino acids. Lineage: Eukaryota; Fungi; Ascomycota; Sordariomycetes; Xylariales; Hypoxylaceae. Gene Ontology annotation, molecular function: oxidoreductase activity, acting on NAD(P)H.
UCAUGAUAUACAGCUAUCAUAUAUAUAUUAGUAGUGAUAUCAAACAAAUUUCAACUUAAUCUAGAAACUUGAAGAUCACCAACUUCUAGACUUAAACUCGAAAAUAAAGGCAUAGUUAUAAGAUCUCACAACUACAACAUCCUUCUCCAAGAUGACUCCUACCAACAGCGCAGCUUUACUUACUGAGCCCAAGGCCCAUCCCCUAAAGGUCGAAUCUACACCCUACCCAACUGCUGCGGAUGGCGAAAUUAUUGUUAAGGUAGCUUCCACCGCUAUUAACCCCAUGGACUGGUACAUCCAGAUUUUGGGAGAGCAGUUGUUCUCUUGGCUUCAAUACCCCUACAUUGGAGGGAGCGACGUCGCCGGAACAGUAGUCGAAGUUGGCCCCAAUGUCAGCAAAUUCAAGGUCGGCGACCGCGUGUCUGGUCUUACAGCCGGAUUUGACGCUCGGUCUGGCGGGUUCCAGAACUACGUCGUCCUCAAAGAAAAGAUCGUCGUCUCCAUCCCGGACGACUUGGAAUUUACCGAAGCCUCCGUGUUUCCCCUGGGAAUAUCUACAGCAGCCUGCGGCCUAUACCAGAAGGACUUCUUAGCACUGGACUACCCAAGUGUUGACCCGAAACCUAACGGCAAGACACUGCUUAUUUGGGCCGGCGCAUCAAGCGUCGGCACAAACGCCAUCCAGCUUGCCGUGGCCUCCGGAUACGAGGUAUACACAACGUCGUCGCCGAAGAACUUCGAGUACUGCAAGGGUCUUGGUGCCUCGCGCGUGUUUGACUAUAACAGCCCCACCGUCACGCAAGAUAUCAUCGAAGCUUUCAAGGGGAAGACGAGCGCAGGCGCUUACGCGAUCCAGAUCGGCUCGCGGAAGCCCGUGUUCGAGGUGAUCAGCAAAGUCGAGGGCAACAAGUUCGUAGCUUGCGCUAUGGAGCCGGCCGACGUCCCCGAGGGAGUCCAGGCCAAGAUGGUGUUCGCCGGCACGAUCAAGGAUAACGAAGUCGGAUCCCUCAUCUUCGACCAGUAUCUCCCCGCCGCCUUAGCUCAGAAGAAGUUCCAGUGUCUGCCGAAGCCGUUGGUAUUCGGCCACGGUCUCGAAAAUAUUCAGGGCGCGAUCGAUUUAGGGAAGUCGGGUAGUGUCUCGGCUAAGAAGAUAGUCGUUACGCUAUGAGACGCGAGCAAAUUCAAAGUGAUUAGAGAAGAGUGUAAUUGUGAAGUGAUAUAUGAUAUAUGAAUGGAGGUUCUGUAAAUUUAGCAGUUACACAACUGGCAAUAGAACGGGCUUAUACCAAAUGCUGCCAAAAUCUUGCGUGAAAUUGUCCUAAAUCUUGAUAUCUUGGAAUGUAAGACUUCCUUUCCAGAUAAGUUCGAUUGAAAGAAACCUGUUAGGAACAUUGUCUUAGCACAACCUGUCAUUGAGCAGGACCUGAGAUGGAAGAACCAUUAAAGAUUUGAUCCACUCACUCCACCACCAAGUAUACAUGACUGUAUUAGUUCUAAGUAGUAUAACUUAAUAUCUACCUCUUGAUCGAUAUUAGUUUACGUUUUUAGUUCGAUUUUACUUCCGUAUAACUAGAUUAUUAAAUCAGCUCCUACCCAGGGAGACUAAUGCUUCCAUCCAAUCAACCCCCUUAGCAAGGACUGCAUUGGGUAAGGUAUGAUAUCUUUAGACAAGAAGCUCAUCGGGUGCCUGUCAUAUGCCCAUGGUAUAUCAUGAAGUCAAGCAUCUUGCGCCUCUGAUUGAACCAAAGUUACCUGUACUUACUUAAUUGAGGGGUCGUACAGGAGGAUCGAACAAACUCAACAGAUACAUGUCAGGGAUGCUACUAUUCAUGACUGGUUAGCUGGGAUCCAAGCAUGUGGAUAAGAGGUAGACAUGAAUGCAUAGCAAUAC